AUGAUGAGUUAGCUGAAGACUCAAAAAUUUUCGAACAAACAACUUAAUCUUUUUCAGAAAUAUCUGAGUUGGAUUCUAAGUAGUAAAUUUAAAUAAAACAAUGGUAUAUCUGGUUCAUUAUUAAAAAAAAGUGAAUACAAUUAAAGUGAAUAAGUAUUCAAGUAGAAAUAGGAAGACAAAUAAAUAUAAAAGGUUUAAGUCUUCUAUGAAAAUAUAACGCAAUAUAUGUAAUAAACAAUGAUAUGAACAAAAACAGUCAAUAAUAUAAACCAAAACAUAUUGAACUUGAUGUAAAACUAAAGCCGUUCAUACCAAAUUACAUACCUGCAGUAAAUCAAAUAGAAAAUGGCUUAUCCAUACAAACACCAGAUGGCAAAUUUGAUAAUUACGGUUUAUAUGAUGUGGUAAUAAGAUACCUAUAAAAUUAAAGAGAGAACCCGUGAGUAAAAAGGAUGAUAACAUUUUAGCAAUGUAGAAAGACGCAUUAAAGUAAGCAAAAAAAUAGGAGAAAUAGAAUACAUAAAAACAGAAUGUAAAAAUGGGAAUUAUAAAAGGAAAAAAAUCAACAAACAGCUUAGGCUUACGAUAACCCCCAAGAAAAAUUUACAGAUAUAUUUAAAAUAAUUUCAUUGUAUUUGUAAAAUUUAUUUUUCAGAUAUACCCCAGAGAAAAUUAAUAUAGAACCACAUUUGAAACCCUUCAUACCUUAGUACAUACCUUCAGUUUUGGACCCAGACCCCAUGCUUAAGAUACCCAGGCCAGAUGGGAUGAAGGACAAUCUAGGCCUUACUAUUUUAGUAAAUAAAUUCUUAAGUGUUAGGAUGAAAGGUUGGUGAAGGGAAUCUAUAUGUAAGGUAAUUGA
Molecule: messenger RNA, 862 nt
Organism: Paramecium octaurelia
Lineage: Eukaryota; Ciliophora; Oligohymenophorea; Peniculida; Parameciidae
Source: the annotation of a GenBank genome assembly